Alternaria rosae is the source of this 1767-nucleotide messenger RNA. RefSeq lists its product as uncharacterized. Gene Ontology annotation, biological process: regulation of DNA-templated transcription. Lineage: Eukaryota; Fungi; Ascomycota; Dothideomycetes; Pleosporales; Pleosporaceae. The transcript has a single exon. The annotation marks the transcript as partial. Gene Ontology annotation, molecular function: DNA-binding transcription factor activity. The record is from RefSeq and is a predicted model, not a curated record.
UUACCUUCACGUAUCUUGGGUUGUCUUCUAGGCGACCCAACCAACGUUGUCACCCUGGCUACUCAGACUCUCCCCGCUAUUCGGGCCCCUCUCCCUCAUUAUCCACGACGUUUUCAGAACUCGUUAACUCCGCCGUACCACAACGACCCAAAGCCCGACGGCCCAUGGUCGGGUCAGGGCGGCCAAGGGGGCUCUGACGAUAUCUAUUCCAUGUCAAACCCACCGGCAGGAGAAACUCGUUCAGAACGAACAACCCCACAAAUGUCGCCCAUCCAGUCUUAUCCUCCAAUGCAGCCUCCUUACAGGAGUCCGCGAGAAGCUCCGGCAAACCCUCCCGUUUCCCUGCCACCUCUUCGCCAUCUUUCCAGGACACCACCUACGCCCUCGGAUCGAAGAUAUGGAAACCCUUUCGGAGUCCACUCUAUUCUCAACCCCCAAGCCGAGUUGGUGGAGCAGCAACGGAGUCUGAAGCGUAGCAACUCCCAAAUGGAUUCUCCAUCACCUGUUGAUACACAAAAUUCCCAAAGUCUGCCUUCCAUCAGCCGACCCAAUAGUGUGGAUUCCACUCAAUCCACGCAGGAGGGACAACAGCAUGCGAGGCCAUUCCAACCCCCAGGACGACCUUCGAUCCGACCUCCAUAUCCCGAGAAAUCGAUCAGGAAUCAUAACCUGGGCAGGUUGAAUCCACCCACAGGCACAAUCGAUGCUCAGCAAUCGCCUUUUCUAACGGCAAGUACACGUCCCACGGAAUCAAUGACUAUCCAGCCGGCUUUACCUACACCUCCUGCCGGCGGCCGCCCUCAUUAUUUCCCUGCUACGGCUCCUACUCCCCCACCGAACAUGAUGCGUACAGAGAUCCGCCGACCGAGCGUCAACUUUCCUCAAUCUGGUAGUGCUAGUCCCAUUGCACAGUAUUCACCUUACAGUCAGCCAGCUUCUGUUGCAUCGAGCCAAUACGACAACCACAGUACCCAAGGACAAUACGGCCAGAUGCGUAGACACACCCCAGUGCACGAUUCUCGACAGGGAUCUGCAUCCAUGGAGAGUGAACGCAACAGCAUGAUAGCCAUGGCCCCAUCCAACCAGAGCAGUGUUCAGCUCAUGACGAUUCAGAGCCAGGACGGGUCCCUGCACAACAUUCAGGUGGAAACACAAACUGCAUCCAAGGGCGCCGAUGAAAAGAGGAGGCGUAAUGCUGGCGCAUCAGCACGUUUCCGUGCCAGAAGGAAGGAAAAGGAGCGUGAAGCUUCCAUGAGCAUAUCGAGAUUGGAACAGAGCGUUCGCGAUUCAAAUGAGGAUGCCGAGUAUUACCGUUCUGAGAGGGAUUACUGGAGAUCGAUUGCUAUGCAAGCUCAUCCAGAGCGUCACAUCACCCGACCGCCGUCGCCUCGGCUAAGGCGUGUCUCGGUAGCACCGUCACGCGCACCAUCUUCUACAACCGGACACGGCUCAGAAGCUUCCUAUGACGACUACGAGGAGGAACUUCGAGAGGAAGAGCGCAACGUCCGAAGGAGAACCAGCAGUUACCAUCCAGCUCUUGGUCCCCACCACACCGAGGCGCCUGUUUCCAGUCACGACUCAAAUGGUUAUCCUGCAUCUACCUUUGCACCAGUAAACCACUCUUCUGCACAACAUACUACCCAGUCUCAUCAAUAUCCACAGCACCAACAGGCGCAAACCGCAGGCCCUCAGCAUCCUGCGUCUAAACAACCUGCUUAUCGCGACUCCUUCCCUCCUGAGGCUCGUCGCUACGAACACCGCGCUUGA